Trichoderma virens Gv29-8 is the source of this 1992-nucleotide messenger RNA. RefSeq lists its product as uncharacterized. The coding region runs from base 1 to 1992 and encodes 663 amino acids. The record is from RefSeq and is a predicted model, not a curated record. The transcript has 6 exons. NCBI's taxonomy places the organism in Eukaryota, Fungi, Ascomycota, Sordariomycetes, Hypocreales, Hypocreaceae.
AUGCAGGGUCCAGAUCCUGAGGAGGUCAAACGGGCUCUUUUGGCCGAGCUCGGGAGAAGCAGGCAAGAUGAGCUGCCGUUAAGCAAUGUCGCAAAGCGACCGACGUAUCAGCCUCGCAACUUAGGAACUAGCCAUAUCCCACAAGCUCGAAAAGAAAAGCUUGAGAGCAAAUGGGGAACCAGAAUCGUUGAUGAAGAAAGUCAGCAAAUGGAAGGUCUGGAGCUUGGUAACAGUCGCCCUUGGGCGCAGAUUACCAAUCAGUACAUGGCACGCCAUGCAGUUGAAUCUGCACCGCCAAGGCUUGCGAUGGGAACACACCAAGUGAGGCCCUUCGCCAUUCCCAAAGCCCCCUCAUCGAUCAAAUCCUCGAAAGGUGCCAGUAAUGUUUUUGCACAGACACCACCACCCAUCUCUAAGCAAAAUGUGUCUCGCAAUGGUCUCCAAGUCAAAGCUAGCUUAGGCUCUAAUGGCCAGGGCCAGAAUGUGGACGCUUCAGGUAAAAAUCUCAGCAAGCACAAACCGACCCCAUCGGCUUCGCACCAGGUCAAGGAACACAUCCUGUCUCAGGGCGAAUGCGAGAUUAUCGACGAGAUUGACGGUUCACCUGUUGCUGCGAAAUUUGUAGCAAAGGUCCACAUACAGCGGAACGAGGGAUUGCUAAUGCUUAAACCAUCUGGCAAACCUGAAUCAGUAUACAAUGUCCUGAGCCUCGGUGUUCCAGCUAUUCAAGGGCCCUUUUGCAUUAUCUAUGGUGCAAGGAAUGAGCGCCUGCACAAAGUGAAGUUGAGAACUUCCGCCGCAGCGGAAAGUUUUCAGUAUUUGCUCAAGAGCCUCCAGCAAUCUGCUCGGCAGUUCGGUGAAACGAGACCAGCGUCUCCUAAGCCCACCCCAGUCGUCACUGCUUCCGAAAACAUACCAGCAAGUCCUCUCCAAACUCCAUCGAAAGCAAUAAUGGAGGCACCAGAAGACGUUCCAGAGACGGCUGAUGACAAUACAAGAGCCGUUCUACAAACGCCACAGCCACUUGAACUACCACUGCAGCAAGAAUCCCAAGAAAGCCUUCUUAACUUGGAGGAUGAACUCCCACAACAGCCAUCGCUGACCAUAGAGGCGGCCGCAGACCACAUGCAGCGCAUUGUCCAGCAAAUAUUAUCCGAGAUCACUGCUACCGGAGUCAACGUCCCCGAGAAGGGCGUUGAAGAAAUCGAGUCGACAGCAAUCGCCAAUUGGAUGGCACAGGGAUUCAUGAAAUCUGAGACAGAGUCUGACGAACUAAAGGACGAACUUGUCGAGCUCCUCCGACUACUCGUCCGUAUCAAAAGAAAGGUACAGUACAGGCAUGGUAUCAGUGCCGGAAGCAGCGACAUCCCCAUUUCGAGCGCAACGUUGCAAGAUCUGCAAGAGAUAUCCGAAAAGCCAAGCAAGCGGAUCAAGUACACCACGGCAGAUAUCAAGGAGCUGGAAAUGCAUGCCGUGUCGCGCCAGGAUAAGAUCAAGGCCUCGGGCCUCCAGGAGAUCCAAAGGAGAUCGCCUACACCAGUUGAACCCAAAAAGAUUCCACCUACACCAGUUGAACCCAAAAUGAGUUCGCCUACUCCGGAUGAACCAAAGAAGAAGACAGCAGCAAGUGAACUCUCGAGCCCCACCCCGAAAGCAGAUCUGUCGAGUUCUGUCACAAAAGCAUCGAGUGGACUCUCGAGUUCUGCUACGAAGGCACCAACCGAACUUUCAAACUCUACUUCAAAGGCAUCAAGCGGACCUUCACAGUCUGGCCCGAAGGUCCCAGGUGGGCUCGCCACAUCUCGAUGGGCCACUGCUGGCGGCUGGUCAUCUCCCACCCCAACGGCAGCGGCUGCGAAAAAAACUACCAUUUCCCCUCUCAAGGCUACGGCACCCGUCUUCGUAAGUCAGAAGCCAAGCCCAAAGGGUUUGAGCUCCUCGCGAUGGGCCGACAAACCUGUUGAAAACAAGGGUGCUUUUGCCGGCUUCUGA